Dufourea novaeangliae is the source of this 2291-nucleotide messenger RNA. Its product is annotated as actin-binding protein IPP. The record is from RefSeq and is a predicted model, not a curated record. Bases 153 to 2069 code for a protein of 638 amino acids. Lineage: Eukaryota; Metazoa; Arthropoda; Insecta; Hymenoptera; Halictidae. The transcript is spliced from 7 exons. Gene Ontology annotation, molecular function: protein binding.
UCGUAGCUACUUUCAUUCGCUAAACAGUUAUUUGACAUAUGCCAGAUUUUGUAUUACGGGAUUAGUGAUUGAUUGACAGAGUUGGGAAAGGAUGUAUCGAACGGAAAGCAGUGUCAAGCAGUAAUAAAUCACGUGAAAAUGUGGUGGUAGUGAUGCGUUUAAAAGGGAAAAACAACACAAAAUCUUUUCACGGCGUCUACAAGGUGCUUUCGCGUAUAUGUCGAACUGCAGAUAAAGGACAACUUGAUGGUUUCAUGGCGGAUGGUGCGGUGCCACCAAUAAAGAAUGGCCAUAACUGUAACAAUAUGGGUUUUGCAACACAAGCAGUAAAACAGACAUCCGAUGUCUCCAAUAUUGUUUAUGCUGUGGGCCAAUAUGCUCCAAAAGUAUUAAGAAACUUAAAUGCCCAAAGACUGAAGAAUCAAUUCAGUGAUGUGGGCUUGGUUGCCGGUGGUAGUGUCAUUAGAGCACAUAGGUCAGUUCUGGCCGCUGGAAGUGCAUAUUUCAAUGCAAUGUUCACUGGAGGUCUGGUGGAGGAACAACAGGAGUUAGUAGAAAUUCAUUCGUUGUCAGCUAAUAUUCUUUCCCUCCUGGUGGAUUUCAUUUACACUGGGAACAUUGACAUUACCCAGGACAAUGUUCAAGAAUUAUUUGCAGCAGCUGAUAUGUUAGAAUUGGAUGAAGUGGUGUUUGGUUGUAUUACGUAUUUGAAACAACAACUUCAUCCUUCUAAUGCUCUUGGGAUUUACAGAUUCGCGGAAGCACAUAACAGACUAGAUCUUUUGGAGACUGCCCUACGCUUUAUACAAGUCAAUUUUCCUCAAGUAUCUCAAGAGGAGGAAUUUUUGGACCUGCCAAAAGAACAUCUCGUUCAUUUUCUCAGUAGUGAUUAUAUUCAUAUUGAUACUGAAUUCCAGGUCUUCCAAGCUGCAUACAAUUGGAUCGUUCACGAUAUACCAACAAGAAGGUGUUAUGUAUUCGAAAUAUUAAGUCACAUACGUUUACGGCUGUGUUCAUUAGCACGAUUGGAACGUGUAAUCUUGGAAUGCAAAGAUGCGAGUCUUAUCGUCGCGUUGAGAUCUAUACAAAAGGAUUUAGUGUCGAACAAAGGAUGUCUUGUGCCCCUUCAUGCGCAUCCUAGACUCUGCGCGAAGAAGAAUAUUUUGGUGAUCGGUGGAUCGCGGCGCGAACAUUCAGCGAACAGCUGGGGCAGAGCUGCUGAAAGUACUUACGAAACGAUUGAAAAAUACGACAUAUUCACUGGCAAGUGGAGUGAAGUAGCGCCCAUAGGUAUAGGACGAAUACUACCAGGAGUGGCACUGUUAGACGGCAAAGUGUAUGUCGUUGGUGGGGAACUCGAAUCAUGUAUUAUUGCCAAUUGCGAAUGCUAUGAUCCACGCGAUAACGUUUGGACUUCGAUUGCCUGUAUGGAAGUACCCAGGUGUGAAUUUGGACUGUGUGCCUUGGAUAAUAGUUUAUACGCAUUUGGCGGUUGGGUUGGCAACGAUAUUGGUGGAUCGAUAGAAAUAUACGAUCCGAUAACUAAUUCUUGGACACUCGAUGAACAACUUCCGGAACCUCGGUUCAGUAUGGGAGUAGUUGCUUAUGAAGGACUAAUAUACAUCGUAGGUGGUUGUACACUGAAUAGUAGACACCGUCAAGAUAUGAUGAGUUAUAACCCAGUGACUAGAGAAUGGUCUUAUUUAGCACCAAUGCUCACACCACGUUCACAGAUGGGGAUCACCAUAUUAGAUGGUUAUCUGUACGUUGUUGGUGGCACUAAUAAAAAUCAAGAGGUUUUGACAUCCGUUGAACGAUAUUCGUUCGAGAAGAAUAAAUGGAACACCGUGGCCCCCAUGAAUAUAGGCAGAUCGUAUCCCGCGGUUGCAGCAGCCGACAGUCGACUGUACGUGAUAGGGGGCGAUCAGUCUCAGGAAAUCAAUUUUUAUCGAACACAAAUCACAAUUUCUACCGUGGAAUGUUACGAUCCUCAUUCGAAUAAAUGGGACGAGUGUGCUUCGUUGCCAACAAGCAGGGGUGAAGCAGCGGCGAUUGUUGCACCCUUUUGAUUCAAAUUUCCUUUCAAUAUUAACGUUAAGUGUGUUGAAUGGAUUUUAUAUCAACGUAUACUCGUGCGCGUUUCUGUUCGCAUUCCAGAUUGAUACUCGAAUAUCUAUUUAAACUUGCAUAGUCGUGAACGCGGUAUCAAACGAGAAACAUGUUUUUUGACUGUCUUCUUUUACGUCGUAUAUACACAUAUAUCAUUGAACGUAUAUAUAUAUACACACAUA